AUGAACUGCACGACGGUCGACCGGAAAUGCCAGUACACUACUCCGUGGCGGACCGCUGAACGGUCGCCAUCAGACCCAUCUGCCAGCCCGCAAACCCCAGCGGGACCUGCUUCCACCCCGGCGCCAUCGGUAUCAUUCCCGGGUCUGCAACCGUCCGCUCCGGUCGAGAAUCCGCACUCGCGGGUUGACAUGGUCCACAUGCAGCUCCUGCACCAUUAUACUACCAAUAACGACAUUCAUCCCCUUAUCGAUACCUGUAUGAAGGAUAUCAUCAUAAACUUGGCCCUCCGGGAACCAUACAUCAUGCAUUCGGUCCUCGCCAUUUCAGCUCACCACCUCAGCGUGCUUCGACCCGACCAGCAGUCCUUCUAUCACAAUCUAGCCAUCCAACUCCAAACCCAGGCCCUCUCGAUUUUCAACAGCAUCGAUAUCGGCCUCUACGGUGAUUCGGUCGAGAAGCGUGUGCCCGUCUUCAUAUUCUCGAGCGUGCUUGGGAUCCACGCGCUGUGCGAUACGCUGUCCCACCGAGAUUCAGACGCCGAUUCCGCCAUAUCUCGGUUUGUGGCAUAUGCAAACCUUCACCGCGGGAUGCAUACCGUCAUGCACGGCUAUUGGGAUGAGCUCCGGAAGACCGAACUCCGAGCCAUCUUUGACGAGCUGGUGCCCCAGUGGUUCCAGCUGACUAGCGAGGGGCAGGAGUGCGCUGAUAUCCGGGUGAGGCUCACAUCAUCCGUGAGCCUGGAUUCGGAGGAGCGAGAAGAAGCGCUCCGCGCUGUCGAGCUCGUGCAGUGUGUAUUCGAUGCGAAGCCCAAGCUGGAAGACCGAGCUUAUGUCCUCUGCUCUUGGGUAUCAAUGCUCGGCCCGUCAUUUGUUCGGAUGCUGGACACUCGCCGACCUGAGGCCCUAGCCAUUCUUGCAUACUACUUCCUGGCCAUGUACCACUGCCGUGGGGUUUGGCUGAUGGACGGUGCAGGCCAGCAUUUUCUGCCUUUGAUCGCCGAGCACUUUCGCGGCGGAGAGUGGUACGCCUGGCUCCCGCUUCCCAUCGCGACAUCAGAAACGAUCGUGCAUCGUCCCGUUCCAAUGGCUCGGAACUUUGAGGUCACCCGGCCCCAAGAGGCUGACGCGCCCCGCAUCGCCGAGAUCCACCUUGCCGCCAUGGACGCCAACCCCUUGCUGCAUGCGCAGUUCCCCGCCCCCGAGAGCCUCAGGGCGCUCCGGAGUUUUCUGGAAGAUUACGCCCUCGAGCAGCUGCGCAAUGCUGCUAGUGGGUUCCUGGUCGCCCGGGAUCCCGAGACGGGCGUGGUCGCGGGUUUUGCGAAGUGGGACUCACCGUCGCACCCGGAAGAUGUCAAGUUGGAGAGGAGCGAUUUGCGGGACUUAGAGGGAUGUCGGCGCGAGUUCCUCGACGACUAUGCGUCGCUGGCGGAGGAGGCCAAGAAGAGGUGCUUUGGCGAACAAGUUUGCUAUUGCUUGAAUUUCGUCUGCAUCGACCCCGCCUAUCAAGGUCAAGGUGCCGGCUCCCUACUCACCCGGAAGGUUCUCGGCUUGGCUGCGGCAGAUGGACUGCCGGUGUACAUCGAGAGCACCGGUGUUGCGGUGUCUAUGUAUCAGAGGCUCGGGUUUACAACCAUUGACGGGUUCGAGAUGAGGUUACCGCGGCCUGCAUUUACCGCGCUGAGCGAGAUAUAUAGGGAGGAAUGCAUGGUAUGGUAUCCUCCGCCGACGCAGGACGGCGGAUCAGAGUAA
Molecule: messenger RNA, 1749 nt
Organism: Chaetomium fimeti
Lineage: Eukaryota; Fungi; Ascomycota; Sordariomycetes; Sordariales; Chaetomiaceae
Exons: 3
Coding region: 1-1749 (582 amino acids)
Biological process (GO): regulation of transcription by RNA polymerase II
Molecular function (GO): acyltransferase activity, transferring groups other than amino-acyl groups; DNA-binding transcription activator activity, RNA polymerase II-specific
Source: RefSeq, a predicted model, not a curated record